Molecule: messenger RNA, 2274 nt
Organism: Daldinia decipiens
Lineage: Eukaryota; Fungi; Ascomycota; Sordariomycetes; Xylariales; Hypoxylaceae
Exons: 2
Coding region: 151-2043 (630 amino acids)
Source: RefSeq, a predicted model, not a curated record
UAAGCAGGCGAUCCCGUAAUGUCAUGGUUAUAAUAUCUUCACCACAAAGGCAAUUGGCAAGGAGCUGAACUAUAGAGCAGCAGCGAAGGAAGCUCUUUAGUACAAAUAUAGCAGCUCUAAGAUAAGUUGAUCAGCUAGUCUACCGCCAAUAUGUGGAACCAAGUCGUUCUCGCGGCUCUCAUCCCGGCUAUGAUGGCCAAGCCCAUCGCGCCACGAGGAGAAAUGACUGGCGUGCAAGAGUCUCAUGAUUCCCCGGUCUUUGAUUCUGCCGUACUUCGCAAUAACACAUUGAUGGCAAUCGCCAAGGCUAUGGAAGUCGAGAACUCUGAUUCGGCUGAGGAGGGGACAUCACAGAACAGCCAAAUGACCCAAGUCGAGCGUCGACAGAUUAGCCCCAGUCAGUUGUCCGACCUUUCGAACCAUGCCGCCUCUACCAUCUUCAAUGGGGCUUCCGCAGGCGUCAUGUCGUGGGCAACUAGCGUUGGCAAUGCUAUGUCCACCGGCCACCCUCUUGUGCCCCGCGCUGGGAAAGGGAGAAAAGCGAAAGCGACUUCAACCCCUACCCCUACUCCUACUCCUUCGGCUUCUGGUACUGCUACAGCUUCGAAUUCUGCCCACCCCACUGCAUCUAACAACUGUAACUGCAUCAGUGCCUGCGCCGACGAGGAUGGAAAGGCUACUCAGAUGCAGUGCAUGAAGAAAUGUUCAGCAGACUGCGAUGGCGACGAUGACAAGAAGAAGGAUAGCGAUAUUCUUGGCGGUCUUGGAAAGUCUCUCUUAGGAAGCCUCGGUGGGAGGAGUAUCCCGGCGCCACCUCCCAUGCCUCCCCAUCGCAAGUUCACCCACCCACGUCCAGCCAAGACCGUACAUGAAGCUGCCGGUGCCGAGUUCGAGGACUUUGACGCUUGCAUGAACAGCUGCAAGACUCACAACUGCAAGCACUCUGAGGUCGGACUCGCCAUUUCGCAGUGCGGCGAUACCUCAUGUGAAGACGCAUGCGCCAAGUUCAAGUCGUCCAAGUCUAGGUACAGCAAGAGCAUUCAGAAGAAGCAUAUUCGCCCUGUUGCCGACCGCGUGAAGGCCGAUACACCACUUCCUAAGCCGAAGAAGCCUGUAGCAGCCGCCACGCACAAUGAGGCCUUCGAGAACUGCAUGAAGAAAUGCCAGAGCCAUAACUGUCAACACUCCGAAGUUGGAAUCUCUAUUUCUCAGUGUGGUGAUACCUCGUGUAUGGAGUCGUGCGCCAAGUACAAGGAAGGACAGGCUAUGAUCAUCACCAGGCAAGCCAGACAGCCUGGAAAGACUGGCGACGUACCCGACGUGGCUGACGUGCCUGAUGUCCCCACUGUCGCUACAGUUCCUGAAGUACCUCCUACACCCGAGGUCGCCGAGGUCCCUGUCGUCGCCGCCGUCCCUGAAGUUCCCGAAGUCAAAGGGGGACCCAUCAAGGCUGCUACCCCUGCCUCUGCCCCUGUUCCCGCUCCCGCUACCCACGGCGCACCCAAGCACCACGGUCUCGCCCCCGGCCACGAAUCCGUACCCGUCAAAGGCGUAGCCCAAGAAGGCGAGUACGAGGCCUGCCUCAAGGAAUGCAAAACGCACAAUUGCCAAAAAUCCGGCGUCGGCCUCGACAUCGAGCAAUGCGGCGACACCUCCUGCGUCGACGCCUGCGCGUCUCUCAAAGAGUCCGCCCACGCCGGCGUCAGCGCGCACAAAGUCAAAGUCCCCUCCGCGCCCGGCCGUUUAGCAGACCACCCCGGGCCUGACCCCCCGGUCGUCAAGACGGUGCCUGAGGCCGGCGCGCACGAGAGCAAGGAGUUCCAGGACUGCGUCAAGCAGUGCAAGACGCAUAACUGCCAGAAGGCUGAUAUCGGGCUCGAGGUCUCGCAGUGUGGGGACACGUCGUGUUCGGAGUCGUGUGCCCAUCUCAAGGAGGGUAAGGCGGCGCAUAUUGCUGGUGCGCCGAGGGCUAUGGAUACCGCUGCAGCAGAGAUGACGACUGUGGCGGCGCCUGGUUUAACACCUAUGUCGGUUUCUGCUUAGGUUUAGGGGUAUUGGUAGAGUUUUACUUCUUUUGUAUUUGGUCUAUUACUACCGUUGCCAAUUUGCUCUUUUUUGGGAAAAGAACCGAAAAUUAACAUGGAAGGGAGCAUUGGUCGCCGGAAAUGCUUUGUAUAAUAGCAGGGCAUAAUGGGGCCUAAAUCUUCAGUGUGUUCUUAUGACUGGAAGACUCCACUAUCUCAGGUUACGAACUGCUGCGAAAUUUCCUAUUCU